AUGGGUUCCUUUGAAGACGAGGACCGGAAGUAUCUGGAAGAUGUCCAGGCCGUCCAGAACUGGUGGAAGGAUUCCAGAUGGAGACACACCAAGCGGCCCUUCACUGCAGAUCAGAUCGUGGCCAAGCGGGGAAAUCUGAAGAUCGAAUACCCCUCCAAUGUGCAGAGCAAGAAGCUGUGGAAAAUCCUGGAGAGUAACUUUGAGAAAAAGCUCCCUAGUUUCACCUAUGGCUGCCUUGAGCCCACGAUGGUCACACAAAUGGCCAAAUACCUAGAUACCGUCUACGUCUCUGGCUGGCAGAGCUCCUCUACCGCCUCUUCUACUGAUGAACCAUCUCCCGAUCUUGCCGAUUACCCCAUGAACACCGUCCCCAACAAGGUCAACCAGCUCUUUAUGGCUCAGCUAUUCCAUGACCGGAAGCAGCGCGAAGAGCGCGUGACUACCCCCAAGGAGCAACGUGGCAAGGUCGCAAAUGUGGAUUAUCUGCGACCCAUCAUCGCAGAUGCUGAUACGGGACAUGGUGGCUUGACGGCGGUGAUGAAGCUGACAAAGCUGUUUGUUGAGCGCGGUGCCGCCGGCAUUCACAUCGAAGAUCAAGCCCCUGGCACCAAGAAGUGUGGCCACAUGGCUGGUAAGGUGCUCGUGCCCAUCAGUGAACACAUCAACCGACUGGUGGCUAUUCGGGCACAGGCAGAUAUCAUGGGAACCGACCUGCUUGCUAUUGCUCGGACUGACUCCGAAGCGGCCACCCUCAUCACCUCAACUAUCGACUUCCGGGACCAUGCCUUUGUCGUUGGUUCGACGAAUGCGAGCCUGCAGCCCCUGAAUGAUCUCAUGGUGGCUGCUGAACAAGCUGGCAAGAAUGGUGCGGAACUUCAAGCCAUCGAAGACCAAUGGAAUGCUCAGGCUGGCCUGAAGCUUUUCAGCGACGCCGUCAUCGACACCAUCAAGCAGGGCGCCCACGCCAACAAGGACACUCUCGUCACCGACUAUCUGAAGCAGGCCAAGGGCAAAAGCAACCGUGAAUCCCGGGACAUCGCCAAGCGUAUCACCGGAGUCGACAUCCACUGGGACUGGGAUGCCCCCCGCACCCGGGAGGGAUACUACCGGUACCAGGGCGGCACGCAGUGUGCGGUCAACCGAGCCAUUGCUUACGCUCCAUUUGCAGACCUGAUCUGGAUGGAGAGCAAGCUCCCCGACUAUGCUCAAGCGAAGGAGUUCGCUGAUGGUGUUCACGCCGUGUGGCCCGAACAGAAAUUGGCGUACAACCUGUCACCAUCCUUCAACUGGAAGAAGGCGAUGCCGCGCGAUGAGCAAGAGACAUACAUCCAGCGUCUGGGUGCUCUAGGAUACUGCUGGCAGUUCAUCACCCUGGCUGGCCUGCACACAACAGCGCUGAUCACGGAUCAGUUCGCCAAGGCGUACGCGAAGCAAGGAAUGCGGGCGUACGGUGAAUUGGUCCAGGAGCCAGAAAUCGAGCAUGGCGUGGAUGUGGUUACGCACCAGAAAUGGAGUGGCGCCAACUACGUGGAUAACCUGUUGAAGAUGGUGACGGGUGGCAUCAGCAGCACGGCUGCCAUGGGGAAGGGUGUGACGGAAGACCAGUUCAAGCAUUAA
Aspergillus heteromorphus CBS 117.55 is the source of this 1617-nucleotide messenger RNA. Its product is annotated as isocitrate lyase 1. Gene Ontology annotation, molecular function: isocitrate lyase activity. Lineage: Eukaryota; Fungi; Ascomycota; Eurotiomycetes; Eurotiales; Aspergillaceae. Bases 1 to 1617 code for a protein of 538 amino acids. Gene Ontology annotation, biological process: carboxylic acid metabolic process. The transcript has 5 exons. The record is from RefSeq and is a predicted model, not a curated record.